This is a messenger RNA of Geosmithia morbida, 2340 nucleotides long. RefSeq lists its product as uncharacterized. The transcript is spliced from 3 exons. Gene Ontology annotation, cellular component: cytoplasm. The record is from RefSeq and is a predicted model, not a curated record. Lineage: Eukaryota; Fungi; Ascomycota; Sordariomycetes; Hypocreales; Bionectriaceae. The coding region runs from base 1 to 2340 and encodes 779 amino acids. Gene Ontology annotation, biological process: post-transcriptional regulation of gene expression. Gene Ontology annotation, molecular function: mRNA binding.
AUGGACCUGUACCCUUAUAGUCACCGCUACUCUAUGCCGGGAUCUCGAUCCAAGAACGGCAUUCACGAGUCUGGCCUCGACGGCACCAAUGUGACGCGCUUCCUCUUUGGAGACGACGAGUCAGGCUACGUGCCUCCCAUUCCUGCAGCUGACGAGCGUUUCCCCACCCUCGUUCUUCGUGACGACCAGAUGUCACACUCUAGCCACUGGAGCAGUCACAUUAACCGUCACCGAACCCAGCAGAGCCUGUCCGGUCUGAACGGACCCUCUUCAAACGUCGGCAUUGACGUUGGCGCCCUAAGCCACCGACCCGCCUCUCUUCGCCAGUCGCUCGACCUCUCGUACAUCUCUGAGAACGCACCGGACACCAUGGUCAACGACGGUCCCGUCCAGGGAAACAACAUCAUGGCGUCCCCCCCCAGGCUCCCGAGCUCAUUUUCUUCUAACGACGUGCCCACGAUCAGGAACCCCACUGGCACUGCACCUCUCGGCAGCGGUCCCAACGCCAUUACCCAUGCUCAGCAGCACUUCCAUAACCACAAUGCUAGCAUGGGUAGGAUCCCGGCUGGCGCUGUCCCCACUCGCGGUCACAGCCGAGAGCUCUCUGGUGACCACGGCACCAACGGCAAUCGCGAGCAGCAGCAGCCCUUCCAGUCUAUCCAGUCUGCCCUGCACGCUAACGCCGCGCCCUUCGGUCCCUCCGCUGCCACGUCCUCCUCCAUGGCUAACGUGCCUGUCAUGGCUGGCCAGAUCCCCUCGCCCACAAACCAGACUCCGGUCAACGCCUUCAACAGCUUUUACCCUCCUCCCAACGGCUACCCCCAACCGGCCAAUGGCAACGGAGCUCAGAGCCCCUACGGCAUAAACAUGCUCACUGCCGGCGUCCAGCAGAUGAAUGUCAACGGUGCUGCCAAUAGUACCGCUGGCUAUAAUGGACAGAACUUCACGCCGAACUACACCCCGCCUGGACCCUACAACCAGGGUAGCCAGAACCGUGACAGCCAGGCGCGCGUCAUCCAGAACCGUCGCCAGAUGGACAAUGAAGCCAUGUCUCGCUACCAGAACAUGCCUAUUGAAUCGUUCCGCGGUCAGAUCUACGAUCUCUGCAAGGACCAGCAUGGCUGCCGUUAUCUCCAGAAGAAGCUGGAGGAGCGUGACCCUGAGCAUGUCCAUCUUAUCUGGCUGGAGACGAACCAGCAUGUCAUCGAGCUGAUGACGGAUCCUUUUGGUAAUUAUCUGUGCCAGAAGCUUCUGGAGUUCUGCAGCGACGACGAGAGGACCGUCCUGAUCCAGAACGCGUCCCAGGACAUGGUCCGGAUCGCACUCAACACGCACGGCACCCGUGCUUUGCAGAAGAUGAUUGAGUACGUCAGUACUCCUCAGCAGGUUCACCUGAUAAUCGAGGCCCUCCGUUUCCGCGUCGUCGAGCUCAUCCAGGAUCUCAACGGAAAUCACGUCAUCCAGAAGUGCCUUAAUAAGUUAUCGCCUCCCGACUCUCAGUUCAUCUUCGAUGCCGUCGGCAACAACUGCGUCGAGGUUGGCACCCACCGUCACGGUUGCUGUGUUCUUCAGCGCUGCAUCGACCACGCCUCGGGCGAGCAGAAGCUCUGGCUCAUCCAGCGUAUCACGGACCACUCGCGCGUUCUCGUGCAGGACCCUUUCGGCAACUACGUCGUCCAAUACAUUAUCGACCUGAACCAGCCAACCUUUACGGAGCCCAUCGUGGCCAUGUUCCAGGGCUGCAUCAGCCAGCUCUCCCGCCACAAAUUCAGCUCCAAUGUCAUUGAGAAGUGCCUGCGCUGCUCCGAAGCCCUGUCCAAGGAUAUGAUUGUCGAAGAGAUGCUCGACCAGCAGGAGAUGGAGCGUCUCAUCCGUGACUCGUAUGCAAACUACGUCGUCCAGACCGCUCUUGACUACGCUACUCCCCAACAGAAGAACCGUCUUGUCGAGUCCAUCCGCCCCAUUCUGCCAUCGAUCCGCAACACGCCCUACGGACGCAGGAUCCAGGCCAAGAUUACCAGCUUCGACGGCCGCGGAAGCGUGGCGUCCUCUGGACAGGCAACCCCCGCCGACAACAGCCAGGGACAGGUGCCUCUCCGCCCUUCGGGCGGUCACUCUCGCGGCCUCUCUACGAGUAGCAAUGCCGUUUCCAACGGCCAGGGUUUGGACCCGGCCAUGAAGCCCUACCAAAACGGUGGAGUUGCGCCCGCAGCUACCUCAACGGCCCCUGGUACCGCACCGGUUCCGGCUCCCUUCAACCCGGGUGCCCAGAACAACGUGAAUGGGACUGCCCCUUCGGCCAGCCAACCCUCCCAGGGUACCGGAUCCCCCUGGAUGUAA